Molecule: messenger RNA, 5062 nt
Organism: Polyodon spathula (Mississippi paddlefish)
Lineage: Eukaryota; Metazoa; Chordata; Actinopteri; Acipenseriformes; Polyodontidae
Product: deleted in malignant brain tumors 1 protein-like
Exons: 17
Coding region: 756-4289 (1177 amino acids)
Cellular component (GO): membrane
Molecular function (GO): calcium ion binding
Source: RefSeq, a predicted model, not a curated record
CUGGAAGAGUGGAGGUUUAUCAUCUGGGACGGUGGGGGACAGUGUGUGAUUAUCACUGGGAUCUAGUAGCUGCUGGAGUUGUGUGUAAACAGUUGGGCUGUGGACCUGCUCGGGCAGCACCACGCAGCGCUUACUUUGGAGAAGGCUCUGGACCCAUCUGGCUGGAUGAUGUUCACUGCAGUGGCUCUGAGACCGCCCUGUGGAAGUGCGCAUCAUUGGGAUGGGGUCAGCACUACUGUGGACACUAUGAGGAUGCUGGAGUGAUCUGUUCAGACAAUGACACGGUGAGGCUGGUGGGUGGAGGCAAUCGCUGUAAAGGGAGAGUGGAGGUUUAUCAUGCAGGACAGUGGGGGACAGUGUGUGAUAACACCUGGACUAUAGCAGCAGCUCAAGUUGUGUGUACACAGCUGGACUGUCAAAAGGCUCAGUCUGCACCGCGCGGCGCUUACUUUGGGCAGGGAUCUGGGCCCGUCUGGCUGGGUGAUGUUCACUGCAAUGGCUCCGAGGCUGCCCUGUGGAACUGCCCUUCCCCUGGAUGGAAUGUGAGCAGCUGCAACCACAGUAAGGAUGCUGGAGUGAUCUGUUCAGAUGUCGAUGCAGUGCGGCUGGUGAAUGGAAGCAGGUCCUGUGAAGGGAGAGUGGAGUUUUUUCGUGCAGGAGAGUGGGGGACAGUUCAUUCAUAUGACUGGAAUCUAGCAGAUGCUGGAGUUGUGUGUAAACAGCUGGGCUGUGGACCUGCUCGGUCAGCACCAGGCAUGGCUCAUUUUGGACAAGGUUUGGGAUCCAUCUGGCUGAUUUUAUGCAGUGGUACUGAGUUUGCUCUGUGGAACUGCAUGACUUAUGGAUGGCUUUCACCCUAUCUCAGUCACCGUGAUGAUGCAGGAGUGGUCUGUUCAGAUGGUGAUGCAUUGAGGCUGGCAGGUGGAAGCAAUCCCUGUAAAGGGAGGGUGGAGGUUUAUCAUGCAGGACAGUGGGGGACAGUGUGUGAUCACAGCUGGGAUAUAGCAGAUGCUCAGGUUGUGUGUAAACAGAUGGACUGUCAAAAGGCUCUGACAGCACCACGCAGUGCUUACUUUGGACAAGGUUCUGGGCGCAUCUGGCUGGAUGAUGUGUCCUGCAAUGGCUCUGAGGCUGCCCUGUGGAACUGCUCAACGAGAGGAUGGGGUGAGAGCAGCUGCAAUCACUCUGCGGAUGCUGGAGUGAUCUGUUCAGAUGAAGACACAGUGAGGCUGGUGGGUGGAGGCCAUCGCUGUGAAGGGAGAGUGGAGGUUUAUCAUGCCGGAUAUUGGGGGACAGUGUGUGAUGAUAACUGGGAUGUAAGGGAUGCUGAAGUUGUGUGUGCACAGUUGGGUUGUGGAUCUGCUAAGUCUGCUCCGCGCAGUGCCCACUUUGGACAAGGUUCCGGACCGGUCUGGCUGGAUGAAGUUUCCUGCAGUGGCUCCGAGUCAGCCCUGUGGAACUGCACAUCAUUGGGAUGGGGUCGGCAUGACUGCAGUCACUAUGAGGAUGCUGGAGUGAUCUGUGCAGAAGAUAAUGCAUUGCGGCUGGCUGGUGGACGCAAUCCCUGUGAAGGGAGAGUAGAGGUUUAUCACGCAGGACAGUGGGGGACAGUGUGUGAUCACAACUGGGACAUACAAGAUGCUGAAGUUGUGUGUGCACAGCUGGACUGUCUCGAUGCGCAGUCAGCACCACGCAGCUCUCACUUUGGACAAGGUUCUGGACCCAUCUGGCUGGAUGACGUUCACUGCAAUGGCUCUGAGUCUGCCCUGUGGAACUGCUCAACGAGAGGAUGGGGUCAGCACAACUGUGAUCACCUUCAGGAAGCUGGAGUGAUCUGUGCAGGCAAGGACACAUUGAGGCUGGUGGGUGGAAACAAUCGCUGUGAAGGCAGAGUGGAGGUUUAUCAUGCCGGAUAUUGGGGGACAGUGUGUGAUGAUUACUGGGAUAUAGCAGAUGCUGGAGUUGUGUGUGCACAGAUGGGCUGUGGAUAUACUCGGUCAGCACCAUCCGAAGCCUACUUUGGAGAAGGUUCUGGACCCAUAUGGCUGGAUGAUGUUCACUGCAACGGCUCUGAGCCUGCCCUGUGGAACUGCACAUCAAGAGGAUGGGAAGUGCACAACUGUGAGCACUAUGAAGAUGCGGGAGUGAUCUGCUCAGAUGAUGACUCCCUGCGGCUGGUGAGCGGAACCAAACCCUGUGAAGGGAGAGUGGAGGUUUAUCACGCAGGACAGUGGGGGACAGUGUGUGAUCACAUCUGGGAUAUACAAGAUGCUAGAGUUGUGUGUAAACAGCUGGACUGUCUCGAUGCGCAGUCAGCACCACGCAGCUCUCACUUUGGACAAGGUUCUGGACCCAUCUGGCUGGAUGAUGUGUCCUGCACUGGUUCUGAGUCCGCCCUGUGGAACUGCUCAUCGAGAGGAUGGGGUCGGCACACCUGUGAUCACCUUCAGGAAGCUGGAGUGAUCUGUACAGACAAUAAUGCAUUGAGGCUGGCCAGUGGAGGCAACCCCUGUGAAGGGAGAGUGGAGGUCUUUCAUGAGAGAGAGUGGGGGACCGUGUGUGAUAGUGACUGGAAUUUAGCAGAUGCUGAAGUUGUGUGUCGACAGCUGGGCUGUGGAUUUGCUCAGUCAGCACUCGGCAAUGCCCACUUUGGACGAGGUUCUGGGCGCAUCUGGCUGGAUGACGUGUCCUGCAAUGGCUCUGAGUCUGCCCUGUGGAACUGUUCAUCAGAGGGGUGGGGUGUACACAACCCUGGCUGCAGACACUAUCAGGAUGCAGGGGUCAUCUGUUCAGGUGAUGGCGUAUUGAGGCUGGCGGGUGGAGGCCAUCGCUGUGAAGGGAGGGUGGAGGUUUAUCAUGCUGGACAGUGGGGGACAGUGUGCGAUCAUCACUGGGAUAUAGCGGAUGCUGGAGUUGUGUGUGCAGAGAUGGGCUGUGGAUAUGCCGAGGCAGCCCCUCGCAGUUCCCUCUUUGGAGAAGGUUCUGGACCCAUCUGGUUGAAUGAUGUGUCCUGCAGUGGCUCUGAGUCUGCCCUGUGGAACUGCAGAUUAAGUGGAUGGGGUGUGCAUGACUGUGAUCACUAUGAAGAGGCUGGAGUAAUUUGCACAGGUGAUAACAUGCUGCGGCUGGCUGGUGGUCGCAAUCCCUGUGAAGGGAGAGUGGAGGUUUAUCAUGCAGGACGGUGGGGGACAGUGUGUGAUUAUCACUGGAAUCUACCAAACGCUGAAGUUGUGUGUAAACAGGUGGGCUGUGGACCUGCUCGGGCAGCACCACGCAGCGCUUACUUUGGAGAAGGUUCUGGACCGGUCUGGCUGGAUGAUGUUCACUGCAGUGGCUCUGAGACCGCCCUGUGGAAGUGCGCAUCAUUGGGAUGGGGUCAGCACUACUGUGGACACUAUGAGGAUGCUGGAGUGAUCUGUUCAGAUAUUGACGAAUGCUCCCAAGACCCUCCAAUCUGUGGUUCCAAUGCACAAUGCACCAACACUAUUGGAAAUUACAGCUGCUUCUGUAAAACUGGAUUUAAUUCAACUACUGGGAACACAUGGAUACACGGGAAAACACAAUGUGUGGACAUUGAUGAGUGCGUCCAGUUCCCCUGGCUCUGUGGUCCGAAUACACAAUGUACCAACAUUGUCGGUAGCUACAUCUGCUCCUGUAAUCCUGGAUUAUUUCCUAGUACUGGAUUGAAAUGGACACUCAACACAUGGUGUAAAGAUUUUUCCCAGAUUCAAACAGUGCAAACCUGCAGCGUUAAAUAUUAUCAAGGAGGAGUAGAGAAAUACCUAAUUAGUUCCAGCACCUGGUUUUGUUUCAUCAUAAACCUAACGUCCACCACGUUCACUUGGUCCAGUUCUGAAUAUCAGCUGCAGCAAGUGGCUGGUGUUUUAAGCUCUGCUCUGAACAACACUUCCUUGUGGAGUAACCUGACCAGGGAUGAGAAGUCUGUUGCAGCUCAAGCAUACCUGGAUAUUGUAGAAAGGGCAAUGCUGCAGUUGACUAAGCCCUCUGAUAAUCGCGUAAGGAAAAACAUGAACACACAAAAUCUAGAUAUGGAGCUACUGAUUGUACCUACCUACCUCACCCCUGGAACUGAAAUGUUACAAUCCAAGAACCACAUCCUGGAAAUAAACAUGAGAUCCGUCAUGCAGAAUAACAUGGAAGGUAAUGUCUUUAAUGAUAUAAUAAUGUGGAGGGUAAUGUCUUCAAUGAUAGAGCUGUUUCAUCCACCACUGCAUGGUACUUUUUCAUUAACUAAGGGUACAUUUUUGUUUCCUGUUUUGUUAUCUUAAAGAGUAAAUAGCAUUACAUAUAAACUUUUUUUUCGACUCUCUGCUUACCUUUUUAGGGUCCUCAUUUAAACAAUGCGGACCCUUUGUGCUGAUCGUGUCUGUCUGCCUGUCACACUCUACACGGUGAAUACAGUAGCUGCCUUCAUUUUGCGUCAAUCUUCACCACACUUAAAUCACACACUCCUAGGUUCCUAUAGAAGUUUUGGAUUGCAUUUGGCUAUAAUCUGAUACAUUCUCUGUUUUAGACAAAUAUUUCAGAAGCAGAAAUACAGACUUUCAAGUUCUUGCCAUUUAAUGACCCAUAACUUAGCCAGGUAUUGUUAUUACAGACUCAAGAAAAAAAAAAAAAAGCAUGUAUUGAUUUUUUACAGAAGAACCUGGCAGGGAAAUGAAUGCCUGUCUUAAUCUUGGUCACGGUACAGUAAUACCAAUUCUGUUUUCAAGCCAAAGCAGGACUGUUGCUUUUAUUACAUUUAUAUAAUUUCCCACAUCAAUAUGUAUAUUUAAAUUUUUUCAGAUCGAUGAGUCAGCAUCACUAACUGUUUAAAAUGUGAUAUGGGGCUACAUAAUAUAAAACAGCACCACCUGGUGUCCAGCCAGGGUAUUUUUUCUAAAGACGUUCUAAAGAGAAACGGGCCACCUAGCAGUACUUCAGGGAAUUUUUCACAAAUGUAGUUGAUGCGUAUUUAAAAAUUCCAAGGUAACUGACUGGUAACCCGCUGUGCACCGGGGAGAGUUCUCCAAAUAUCUGGUGAUCCGUCUGUCUAACUGUC